AUGGACCCUACGCACGCCCUCCAGGUCCCGGAGCUGCUAAUCAACAUAUUCGAGUCUGAGGUCCUCUCGCCGGGCGACUUGGGCCAGUUUGCACGCGUGUGUCGGGCGUGGUACUAUCCGGCUGUAGAGGCUCUCUGGAGACAUCUACCAGGGCUGGAGCCUCUUCUGUCCCUGAUCCACAAGCCCUCGUACGAAUGGAUCUUUCAGACGCGUACCGCCGGGCGGCGUACCUUGAUCAUGGGGGCUAGUCUUCGCCUUGACAUUACCGACGACAGGUGCAAAUAUAUUCUCUCUCGGUCGCAUAGAAUCACCCACCUCACCCUUCACUACCGUCGUUCUGAGAUGGACAUGUGCAUCUACCAGACCCUUCGCGCUCGGGUGGAACCUCGUCUGGGGGUGCUUCUACCUCACCUCCGCACCGUGACGGUCGUACCACCGCCGCAUGGCAAUGGUCAACGCCAUCGAUUCGUCCCGUACUUCCCAUCUGCGUCAAUUCGCGCUCGCGACUGGCGCUGUCGGACGGGUUUCAGCGUCUUGCCGGUCAUGAUGACCUUCCCUCGGGUGUUCACCUUUCUUGUUGGGCGUCAAUCCCUUCCUACCGAGUACCUCCGGGCUUUGCAUAUUCGUGACCAGUCUAUGGACGUCCUGGUCAACGUCGUGGAGGCUCGCGCUACGUAUCCCCUCGACGAGCUGUGCGUCGAAGUAGCUGUUGCCGACCUACCUCCCCCGCCGGUGAUCGUCUGCUUGCUCGGGUCUGUGGUGCUACGCUACCGCAACUUGCGUCGCCUGCAUCUCAUCGUCCAUAAGCUCCAAGACAACGAGUUAUGGUCGCUGAACUCCGCGUUCUUCCGUCUUCUAUCGUACCUGCGCAACCUGGUCGACCUUCGGAUCGAGGCACCCAUUUUGUCUACGGUCACCGACAACGAUUGGGCAGAGAUCGCUCCCAACUGGUCGUUCAUGGAGUCUCUUUGUAUCAUACCCGGCACGGAUUACGCGUGGAAUGGAGGGGUCUCGUUCCCUGAUCCCGGCACCAACCCUUCGUGUACCAUGGACGCUGUACUUUCCAUUGCCACCGUCUGCCCCGACAUGCACACGCUGGCUCUACCCGGACUCGACUGUCGUAGUCUACCCCCAUCGGGUGUGCUCCUGGAUUUCAUGGCGCUGAGGCUUCGCCGCUAUGAAUGCGGUCAUCCCUUGAAGCGACUCUCUAUAUGCGAGAGCCCGCUCCGGGACCCGGGUGCAUUGUGCUUGCUCCUCGCCAUCGGGUUUCCCAGCCUGCGAGAUUUAUCUUACAGACGAUAUCCAGAACCUCAGUUCCAGGACAUUGAGGACGACGAGGGCGACGAGGACGACGAGGACGACGAGGACGACGAGGACGACGAGGACGGCUCGGAGGAAGAAGAUGUAGGGAUGGGCGAUGAUAGCUCGUCGAUGACCGGCGAUCUAGUGGCGAUGGCGAACGAGGUAGAGAAAUGGAUCAGUGAAGGGCGGAAUUGGCAGGACGAGGCUCUGGCGGCAGAGAUUGCUCUGCAGAUGUUCGCAGCGGAAGGGUGGAAUAUGGUCGCUUGGUUUCUUCGCGAGCGUUUCAUGCAAGGGAGCGAUAUAGCUUCAUAUUCCCCGGAUACAGUAUAA
This is a messenger RNA of Schizophyllum commune H4-8, 1632 nucleotides long. RefSeq lists its product as uncharacterized. The transcript has 2 exons. NCBI's taxonomy places the organism in Eukaryota, Fungi, Basidiomycota, Agaricomycetes, Agaricales, Schizophyllaceae. The record is from RefSeq and is a predicted model, not a curated record. Gene Ontology annotation, molecular function: protein binding. The coding region runs from base 1 to 1632 and encodes 543 amino acids.